ACUGCUGAUGCUCUCUCCAUUGCAAUUACAGAAAACUGUAAGCGAAUUCAAUAAACGGGGAAAAAAAAGUUCAUUUCUUGGCGGGAAAGCUCGACAGCGAUUGACAUCCUUCGCUUCCGGCAAUAAUGAUGGCGGAUCCGUCGCAUGGUCGGGCCAGCUUCUGGACUCAGGCCAAUGCUCUCUCCAGAAAGAAUUUAACUUUUCAGAAAAGGAACAUGAGGACAAACAUAAGGCUCAUUUGCUUCCCAAUUUUCCUCUGUGUACUUUUUGUUGCCUUGCAAAUUUUGGUUGACAAUCAACUGGAUAAGCCAAAUUUCCGGUGUGGGUGUAGUGGGAAUGUUUGUGGGAUAGAGUACUCAACACUUACUCAAGCAACAUUUUGUCCAAUUCUUAGCCCACCUGAAUGGCCCCCGCUGUUACAGAUACCAGCUCCAGAGUUUCGUGCAGUGAGAAGUAACUCUUUGACAUCUACAGACUUGCCAAAGAAGGCACGCAGGAAAACAGGAUCUUGUCCAGCAACUUCAUUUAUUACAGGGAAUAAUCAAUCGUUUGCAGAAAUUUUGACUAGUAACAUUUUCACCAGCUUCGCCAUAAAUUCCUCUGAUCUAAUUAGCAGUUUAGCCAGCAAUGUCUUCGGUACAGCAACAUAUCCUCAAUCAAACAAUUAUAUUGAGCCUGCUUUCCUUUCGAAUCUUCCCAUCUAUAGUGUUCAAAGACGGUGCAUAUCGAACUCUGCAUUUUCAGUUGUCAUUAAUCGAUCAUCAAUUAAAACAGAACUACAGGUACAAUGUGUUCAAGGCUUUUAUUUGUGGCGCAAUAGUUCUUCUGAGAUGAAUGAUGAAAUGUAUAGAGGUUACAUGAAAGGGAACUCUGAGCUGGAGAUAAAUGAGAUUGUUGGAGCUUAUGAUUUCUUAAAUUCUGAUGGGAAUAAUUUUAAUGCCACCAUCUGGUACAAUGCUACCUAUAAAAAGUACACUCCUGGUCUUCCAAUAGAAUUGGUGCGAGUUCCGCGAUCUGUAAAUCUGGUAUCCAAUGCCUACCUUCAGUUUUUGUUAGGUAGUGGAACAAAAAUGCUUUUUGAGUUCGUCAAAGAAAUGCCAAAACCGGAAACUAAACUCAGACUGGAUUUGUCAUCUGUUCUGGGGACACUCUUCUUUACCUGGGUUAUUUUACAGCUGUUCCCUGUGGUGUUGACAUCAUUAGUGUAUGAGAAACAGCAGAAGCUGAGAGUCAUGAUGAAAAUGCACGGCCUUGGUGAUGGACCUUAUUGGAUGAUAUCUUAUGCCUAUUUUCUUGCCAUAUCUUUGCUGUACAUGUUUUUCUUUGUGAUCUUUGGAUCAGUUAUAGGGUUGAAAUUUUUCACACUUAACGACUACAGCAUCCAAUUUGUGUUUUACUUUCUCUACAUAAAUCUGCAAAUUUCUCUGGCCUUCCUACUAGCUGCAAUGUUUUCAAAUACAAAGACUGCUUCAGUGAUCUCAUACAUAUGUGUAUUUGCAACGGGCCUCUUAGGUGGCUUUCUCUUUCAGCCGUUUCUUCAAGAUAAAUCAUUCCCAAGAGGCUGGAUUAUCAUACUGGAGUUAUAUCCUGGCUUCUCUCUUUAUCGUGGAUUAUAUGAGUUUGGACAGUAUUCUUUCACAGGAAAUUAUAUGGGAACUCAUGGGAUGCAGUGGGGAGAUUUGAGUGACAGCAUGAAUGGGAUGAGAGAGGUCUUGAUUAUCAUUCUUGUUGAGUGGAUUGUGGUACUUCUUGUUGCUUAUUAUGCUGAUCAAGUGGCAUCUUCUGGAGGAGGGAAAAGUCCUUUAUUUUUCUUGCAAAACUUUCGGAAGAAACCUCUUCCAUCUUUUAAAAGGCCUAGUUUGCAAAGGCAAGGGUCUAAAGCUUUUGUUGAUAUGGACAAACCUGAUGUCUGUCAGGAGAGGGAGAAGGUUGAACAACUGCUACUUGAAUCCAGCACAAGUCAUUCCAUUAUCUGUGACAAUCUCAAAAAGGUAUAUCCAGGAAAGGAUGGAAACCCUGAGAAAUUUGCAGUAAGGGGGCUAUCUCUUGCUUUGCCUAGAGGCGAGUGCUUUGGCAUGCUGGGACCAAAUGGUGCUGGAAAGACCUCCUUUAUUAGCAUGAUGAUUGGACUCACAAAACCAACCUCCGGGACAGCAUUUGUUCAGGGUUUGGAUAUACAGACUCAUAUGGAUGCUAUCUAUACCAGUAUGGGUGUCUGCCCACAACAUGACCUCCUAUGGGAAACCUUAACGGGAAGGGAGCACUUGCUGUUUUAUGGCAGACUGAAAAACCUCAAAGGUUCUGUCUUAACUCAAGCAGUGGAAGAGUCUCUAAAGGGUCUCAACCUAUUUUAUGGGGGUGUUGCUGACAAAUAUGCAGGGAAAUACAGUGGAGGUAUGAAGAGGAGGCUCAGUGUUGCCAUUUCUCUGAUUGGGGAUCCCAAGGUUGUUUAUAUGGAUGAGCCAAGUACUGGACUAGAUCCAGCUUCAAGAAACAAUCUAUGGAAUGUUGUGAAACAAGCAAAGCAAGACCGGGCAAUUAUUCUCACCACACAUUCAAUGGAAGAGGCAGAGGCUCUCUGUGAUCGAUUAGGGAUUUUUGUAGGUGGCAGCUUGCAGUGUAUAGGAAACCCAAAAGAGUUGAAAGCUAGAUAUGGAGGAUCUUACAUAUUUACCAUGACAACUUCUCCGGAACAUGAGGAGGAAGUUGAGAACAUGGUACACUGUCUCUCUCCAAGUGCUAACAAAAUAUACCAGAUAUCGGGGACGCAGAAGUUUGAGCUGCCAAAACAAGAGGCGAACAUUGCAGAAGUGUUCCAAGCAGUGGAGAAGGCAAAGAGCAGGUUCACUGUUUUUGCUUGGGGUUUGGCUGACACCACUCUUGAGGAUGUCUUCAUCAAGGUUGCUCGUGGAGCACAGGCCGUUAAUAUCUUGUCUUGAUUUGCCUCUCAUAUUUAAUCUUCAUAUAUAAUGCUAUUUUGUACUUUUAUUCAAUUUAAACCUUCACAGUAUAUUGUUGACAUUCUAAGCUGAAAGUCUAAUGGAAUUUAUUUCUGGAUACGUAACCCUGUUCUGUUAGCGCAUUGCAUAUUUGAAGGAUUAAUCUUGCAGGCGUGAAUGUUUUGUCUUGCUUCUGGUUUGAAGGCGUGGCACUAGUUAAUG
This is a messenger RNA of Rubroshorea leprosula, 3161 nucleotides long. The record is from the annotation of a GenBank genome assembly. Lineage: Eukaryota; Viridiplantae; Streptophyta; Magnoliopsida; Malvales; Dipterocarpaceae.